Messenger RNA from Nyctereutes procyonoides (raccoon dog), 3634 nucleotides. RefSeq names its product complement C3a receptor 1 (gene C3AR1). Gene Ontology annotation, biological process: chemotaxis; positive regulation of cytosolic calcium ion concentration; inflammatory response. Lineage: Eukaryota; Metazoa; Chordata; Mammalia; Carnivora; Canidae. The record is from RefSeq and is a predicted model, not a curated record. The transcript is spliced from 2 exons. Gene Ontology annotation, cellular component: plasma membrane. The coding region runs from base 30 to 1568 and encodes 512 amino acids. Gene Ontology annotation, molecular function: G protein-coupled receptor activity; complement component C3a receptor activity; complement component C5a receptor activity.
UGCUCAGGUCAUGAUCCUGGGGUCCUUGGAUGGAGUCCUGUGUCCAGCUCUGCUCAGUGGGGACUCUGCUUCUCCCUCUGCCUCUGCCUGCUGCUCUGCCUACAAGUUUAGCAAUGGAGGCUUUCUCUGCUGAUAACAAUUCAACGGACCUACCCUCACAUCAGUGGUAUGAACCCCAAGCCAUUCUCUCCAUAGUCAUUCUCAGCCUCACUUUCUUAUUGGGAUUGCCGGGCAACGGGCUAGUGCUAUGGGUGACUGGCCUAAAGAUGCAGCGGACAGUGAACACAGUCUGGUUUCUUCAUCUCACCCUGGCGGACUUCCUCUGCUGCCUCUCCUUGCCCUUCUCCCUGACUCACCUUGUUCUCCAAGGACGCUGGCCCUAUGGCUGGCUCCUUUGCAAGCUCAUCCCCUCCAUCAUCAUCCUCAACAUGUUUGCCAGCGUCUUCCUGCUGACUGCCAUUAGCCUGGAUCGUUGUCUUCUGGUCCUCAAACCAAUCUGGUGUCAGAAUCACCGCAAUGUGGGGACAGCCUCCACUAUCUGUGGAUGUAUAUGGGUGGUAGCUUUUGCAAUGUGUAUACCUGUGUUCAUAUACCGAGAAACAUUCACUGUAAACAACCAUGACAGAUGUGGCUACAAUUUUGAUCUCUACAGCUCAUUUGAUUAUUCAGACUUCACCAUUGAUCUCCUGGAUAAUGGGUCUCUUGACAACUCCAUUGUUCAGCUGCCUGGAGAAAUGGAUGAUAGGUUAGAGUCUUUCUCUUUGCAAAUAAAUGAUCUUCCUUGGACAGCCACCACUAUCCUCCCUUCUCAAACAUUUCAAAGACCUUCUCGAGAGUCACUCCUUAUGGAUUCAACUAAACCAUCUAGUCAACAUCCAUAUUAUAAUUUAUUUAAACCUACUGAUGAGGUCUCAUCUACAAUCCCCAGUGGCUUUCUCAUUGAAGAUCACAGAACUAACCCACUAGAUAACUCUGAUGCUUUUCUCUCUACUGAUUUAAAGCUUUACUCUGGUACUUCCAAUAAUUCCUUAUACUUGUAUGAGUUAUCCCAAGAUUUCCAGGAUGAUUAUUUAGGCCAAUUUUCAUAUGACAAUCAAGGACUAACAAUACUGAUGGCAAUAACCAUCACUAGACUAGUGGUGGGUUUCCUUCUGCCCUUUAUUCUCAUGGUGACCUGUUAUGGCCUCAUUAUCUUCCGAAUGAGACGGGGCCGCUUCACCAAGACUCGAGUCAAAGCCUUGCGAGUGGCCGUGGCUGUGGUGAUUGUCUUCUGUAUCUGCUGGGCUCCCUACCACAUUGUUGGAGUCCUAUCAUUGUUUGUUGACCCAGGAACUGCCUUUGGAGAAGCUUUACUGUCUUGGGACCCUGUGUCCAUCGCUCUAGCAUCUGCCAAUAGUUGCUUUAAUCCCUUCCUCUAUGCCCUUCUAGGAAAAGAUUUCAGGAAGAAAGCAAAACAGUCCAUGAAGGGCAUUCUGGAGGCAGCUUUCAGUGAAGACCUCACACACUCUACCAGCUGUCCCCAAAGCAAAGUCUUUCCAGAAAGAAAUAGUAUCAGUACAACUGUGUGAAAAUAUGGAGGAGUUGACCCAAGCAGAAGUUCUUAGGUAUUCACCCAGGUUAACAUGUGUCUAAAACAAUGAGAUAUCAUAAGCUGGGGAUUUCAGAAACCAUCAAAGAAUCAAUCCAUAGGUUCUCAAAGUAUGAUCCCAGACUAGUAGCAUCAGCAUCACCCACUAACUUGUUAGAAUCACCUAGAAACUUAAUGAAUCAGAAUCUCUGGAGAUGGGGUCCAGCAAGUGCUUUAACAAACUCUCCUGUUUCUAAUGAAUGCUAAAUUUGCGAAUCAUUGUAAAAAUUCGCUUAUUUCUAUCCCAAACUAAGCCAGUGAGAUCAAUAAGAACCUAGUCUGUUUUAAAAUGAUUUUUCCAUCAUGAAAUUUUUUUGUUUGUAAUUGUCUAAAUCCCCUCCCAGAUUCAACUUAAAUCUGUUUCACCUAGUCUCACCUGAGUGAAAGAUGACCAUUUCUUCAUGGCUUUGUUGUGGUGUUUUUUAAUUAAUGUUUUUUAAAUGAAAAGAAGGUGCAAAAAAGAGAAAGUCUAUGAAAACAAGCAGUUAUGAGACUGAGUCUGGAACAGAGUACAAUAUCAGAUGCUUGCUAUGUGCAAUACUCCUGAAUACAAGACUUGGGAAUUCCAAGUUUCUAUUAUUACAACUAAAUAAGCAUCUACUGUGUGAAGACAGGCUGCUAAGGCAUCUGAAAAUUUCCUCAUAAAAUUGGAUGUAAGCGGUAUUUUGGAGAGUUUUCUAUUUGUUUCCUCAAUCUGCCUAUUGAUAGAACCAUCUCUCUUCCAUUCCCUUUCUUAAGUUCCUUUAUUCCUCACUUGCCUCUAGAUCUUCUUCCAUAUUAGAUUUUUUGCAUCUAAUAAUCUCUGAUAUCAUAAGGUUCAAAUUGCUCCCCUCCUCUUGCUUGAAACUAAUAUUUCCUAAGGAAUUCAUUUCAAAUGAAAAGAGAAAGAGGGUGCAGGAUGGAGCAGCAAUCCUUGAAUUCACUGCGUAAUGACUGAGGGCCCUCCAGGAAUAUCAACAAACUUUGUGAAGCAUGGCUACAGGUGUUUAUCAUUCACCAGGUAUAUCUUUGGGUUUUUAAAAUUUAUCUUUCCCAAAGUAAUACAUGAGCAUAGUUUGAAAAGAAACUCAAAGCUUAUGAUGAAAUAUAAGGUUAGCUGCCCCUCUGCCCAACCAAACCCUCCUCCCACUCCCAUCUCACAGAAAUAACACUUGCAACAAUUUUAGACAUUUCUUCUGAUAUUUACCAUGAUGUCAUGUGCUUAUGCAGCUAGUUUUUAUAUACAUAAAAUCACUUCUUGUCUUGAAAGAUGAAUUUUAUCCACAUUCAUAUUUUUUGCUUAUCCAUCAUCCUAAUGUUCGUUAAUCAUCAUACUUCAAUUUGUUCAAGACCAAACAUUUUCUUCUAUCUGUGGAUCCAUUCCAACGAUACAUAUGGCUUUCCUUCAAUCCUUUUUCAUUUUUAGAAAAGUAUUAUUUAACUCUAUCACCUUCUCAUUUGUCUGUGUAUAUAAACUUUACUGUGUUAAACUUCUAAAAAAAUUUUUAAGAUUUUAUUUUCUUCACUCAUGGAAAACACAGAGCGAGAGAGAGAGAGAGGCAGAGACACAGGCAGAGGGAGAAGCAGGCUCCAUGCAGGGAGCCUGACGUGGGACUCGAUCCUGGGUCUCCAGGAUCACAACCUGGGCUGAAGGCAGCGCUAAACCACUAAGCCACCCAGGCUGCCCAAACUUCUAAAAUUUCAAGUUUAUUUGUACCACAAAUAAACCAAAGUGGAAUAUAUUAUUAUCACCAAAGUGGAAUUAUCACAAAAAGUGGAAUAUAAUUAUUUAAUCUAAAAAAAAAGAAAAUGAGAUGUUUUAGACUUGCAAGGCACUAUUUGUUCAGUGAUUGAGGUGAGGAUCUAGAUUACAAAUAAUUUAUAAAGUACUAUGCAGAAAAAUUGCAAAUAACUGGGAAGUCUUCAAUUGUGAGGUAAUAAUGUCUGACAUGAUGUAAGAUUGCAAUGCCACCUUCCAAUGUAACCUGCUUAUAUAUUUGAUAUGAAUAAAUGCUUUCUCUCUUGUGG